This is a messenger RNA of Rotaria sp. Silwood2, 1044 nucleotides long. NCBI's taxonomy places the organism in Eukaryota, Metazoa, Rotifera, Eurotatoria, Philodinida, Philodinidae. The record is from the annotation of a GenBank genome assembly.
AUGACAUCAUCAUCAUCAUCAGUACAACCAAAACCUAUUCAAGAAUUUUGUCAGCGAAGAAAACGAAUUCAUUCAGGAGGAGAAUCUCGAAAUGAUAAUGCUAAAAAAGCUCGUAGCCGAGAUAAUAUCACUCGAUCAGCAUGUGUAUCGUCAGUAUUCGAUGCAAAUUGUCUACUCGAUAUUAGUUUCUCAUCGAAAUCUCUUAGGCGUCGUAUCAAAAUUGAGGAAAUAGUCGAAUUCUUAAAACAACAAAGUCUAGCUUUGCAGAAAAUAUUUGAUUCAAAGGAAAAUGGAUAUUUUAAUCAAUGUACAGUUCGAUUUAAUGAGAAAAACACAAAAUCUAAUAUUUCAUAUCAGGGUAUUCAUUUGAAAUUUAAAAGAACUAAUCCAUUAAUUGAUCAACGAAGUUUUAUACUCAAAUUAACAGUCGAGUCUACACAUGACCCAGUUGCAAGAGAAAAAAUUUCCCAUUAUAUUGAUGCUUUAACUACUUCAUAUUCAUACAAAAUAACGAAUCUUUUAUCACAAAGAAAACAAAUUCUUUUAAUUCAAUGUGAUAAUAUCAUUGAUCACCGUACAACACAGCAAAAACUUGGCGUUAUGAUCGAACUUGAUAUUAAACGUGUUAAUGAUGAUGAUGAUGAUGCUAUACCUUGUGUAUCAAGUGAUCAAGUAUCGACAGAAUCCCAUAAUGACAACCAAUCUCCACAAGUGACAGUCUAUGAUCGCCGAAUCUGUGCCAUGGUUGCUAAUCACCCGAUUUUCAGUAUUGAAUACAAGAAUAAUAUACCUUUUCCAAGAAUUGGUGAUGAGCCAUUUGAUUUCGAUUACAAAUUGAUUGCAGAAUAUAUGAUUGAUGAGACCUAUCAAAAAUUGAAAACUUCAGUUCAUUAUCCAUUAAUCGUUUCAUUCGUUCUACUACCAGAACAACACGAUACCUAUGGUGCAUUUGCUGAUCCACUCGAGACAAUACGAAUCAUUGAAGAUAAACCAACUAGUAUUUCUUUCGAUAAACAAAAUAUGGAAUUAAAAAGAAGUCAGUGA